GAAGACGAAUCGCACGAGAAGACCCGUCUUCCCACCGCAACCAUGGCCGGGAUCGUUCUCUUCCAAAUCCUCCUUCUUGUGGGUCUCUUGGGCGCAGACGAGUUCCCGUGUUUCCCCGACAAAGACUACGAGGAGCUGCUGGAGAUCGCCAAGCAUGGGUUGAAACACACAACCCAUCCGGUCAACGUGGUCAUCGUCGGCGCGGGGAUCAGCGGGUUGACGGCAGCAAAGUUGCUCCGAGACGCCGGCCACAACGUGACCGUCCUGGAGAUGAGCGACCGGGUCGGUGGGCGGAUCUGGACGUACCGACCCAAGGGACACGACUGGUACGCGGAGCUGGGAGCCAUGCGCCUGCCACCCAACCACAGGAUCGUCCAUGAAUUCAUCAGGCAGUUUAACCUGCGUGUAACGCCGUUCCGGGAGGACAACAACACCUGGUAUGCCGUGAACCGUGUUCGGAAAAGAACGGAGGAAGUCAAUGAAAACCCAGAUGUCCUCAAUUACCCCGUGGAUCCAUCAGAGGAAGGCAAGAGCGCCACCCAGCUCUAUAGAGAGGCCCUAAAUAAGGCUUUUCAGAAGUUCCACGGUAUGGACUGCAAGGACUUUAUAAAGAAAUAUGACUCCUUCUCCACCAAGGAGUAUUUGAUUAAAGAGGGAAAUCUAAGCCGGGGAGCAGUUCAGAUGAUCGGCGACUUGCUCAAUGAGGACGCCGGGUUCUAUUUGUCCUUCAUCAGCUCCGUGUGGAAUUUUGAGAUCUUCUCUAACGACAGUUUCAGCGAAAUCGUGGGUGGGUUUGACCAACUACCCAACGCCUUCCACAAAAUGUUGCCCGGCGUUGUCCGGCUCAACAGCGCCGUGGAGAAAAUUGUGCAGGACAAGGAAAAAGAUGAAGUCCAAGUGUUCUACCAAUCUGUGGACACCUGGGCUCCAAAAUCCAUCACCGCGGAUUACGUCCUUGUCACCUCCAGCGCCAAAGCCACCAGGCAUAUCCGAUUCGUGCCCAAGCUCUCUAUCUCAAAGACCAACGCACUGCGCUCCGUCCACUACGCCAGCUCCACCAAAAUAGUCUUGGCUUGCUCCGAGAGGUUCUGGGAGAAGGACGGCAUCCACGGGGGACGAUCCAUCACCGACCGCCCUUCCCGCUUCAUCUACUACCCCAACCACAACUUCUCCAGCGGGGUGGGCGUCAUCUUGGCUUCCUACACCUGGAACGACGACUCCGAGUUCUUCCUGCCCUUAACGGACGACGAGUGCUUGGACGUGGUCUUCCAAGACCUGGCCUACAUCCACCAAGUCAAUAAGGAUCACCUGCUAUCCAUCUGCAACCAGCAUGUCAUCCAGAAGUGGCAGCUGGACAGACACUCCCUGGGGGCCUUUGCUUCCUUAACCCCCUACCAGUUCACCGACUACUCACGGGUUCUCUUCCAAAACGAGGGCCGGUUGUAUUUCGCCGGGGAACACGCGGCUCAGCCCCACGCCUGGAUUGAAGCCUCCAUGAAAUCGGCCAUCAGGGCCGCCCGCAACAUCAGUGCCCUGGCGCAGGGCAAGCAGCAGACAGGGAGGUCCUGGCUAAAGGAAGAUCUCUGAGUGGGACCACGAUGGCUUGAAGAUGCUUUUUUGGGGGGUGUGAAGGUGUUUCUUGCCAAGAAAAGGCAAUGGAAGAGCAUCAGGAACAACAGCGUUGAAGAGAAAAACCUCUGAGAGCGCUCACGGUCAUCGGAUGGGGUUAAUGGAAUCGUAGAGUCAGAGAAUCCAUCGUAGAAUCAAACGUAGAAUCAGCAGUAGAAUUGUAGAACCAAUCAAAGAGUAGUAGAACCAAUCAAAGAGUAGUAGAAUCAACCGUAGAGUUGUAGAACCAUAGAACCAUAGACCAAACCAUAGAACCAACUGUAGAUGCAACCAUAGAACCAACCAUAGAAUUGUAGAACCAUAGAACCAACCGUAGAUGCAGCCAUAGAACCAACCAUAGAGUUGUAGAACCGUAGACCCAACCGUAGACCCAACCGUAGACCCAACCGUAGACCCAACCGUAGAGUUGCAGAACCAACCAUAGAACCAACUGUAGAGUUGUAGAACCAACCAUAGAACCAACUGUAGAGUUGUAGAACCAUAGAACCAACCAUAGAGCUGUAGAACCAUAGAACCAACCAUAGAACCAACCGUAGAGUUGUAGAACCAUAGAACCAACCAUAGAACCAACCAUAGAGUUGUAGAACUGUAGAACCAACCAUAGAACAAGUUGUAGAACCAUAGAACCAACCAUAGAACCAACCGUAGAGUUGUAACCAUAGAACCAACCGUAGAACCAACCAUAGAACCAACUGUAGAACCAACCAUAGAAUUGCAGAACCACAGAACCAACCGUAGAACUGUAGAAACAACCAUAGAACCAACUGUAGAACUGUAGAAACAACCAUAGAACCAACCGCAGAACCAUAAAAUCAUAGAACCGUAAAACCAUAGAAGCAUUUUGGUUGGAAGAGACGCUUAAGAUCGAGUCCAACCACAACCACUUAAUGGGGAUAGGAGGGAAGACUAAAAUAAAGCGAGGUCUAAGUAGCUUUCACGAUUAACAUGGCCGUGGCAGCAUCAUUUCUAAUUGAUUUCUGCAGAAAUGGAAUAAAGGUCAUUAUUUCUUGGUUCU
Molecule: messenger RNA, 2644 nt
Organism: Columba livia (rock pigeon)
Lineage: Eukaryota; Metazoa; Chordata; Aves; Columbiformes; Columbidae
Gene: IL4I1
Product: interleukin 4 induced 1
Exons: 7
Coding region: 43-1587 (514 amino acids)
Biological process (GO): amino acid catabolic process
Molecular function (GO): L-amino-acid oxidase activity
Source: RefSeq, a predicted model, not a curated record